CCCAGCACCCAAAGGUGGCUCACGACCAUUAUAACUCUGGUUCCAGGGAUCCAGUGCCUUCUUCUGACCUCUGAAGGUACAGUUAUACAUAGUGCACACAUGUACAUGCAGACAAGACACUGGUGCACAUGAUAUAGACACUUAAAAAAUUAAGCAUGCAAAGAAAAACACACAGUAAGGUGGUUUUUUAAUGUUUGAAUGAAAUGGCCACAGACUUGUCAUUUCUGAAUACAAAAUGACAAUGACUGAUGAUGUCAUGAAACAGUUACAAUGAGCAGACAGGACACAGAGUAGGCUAUACCCAUACAGUAGGAUUAGAACUACCUCGGUGAGACAGAAGAAAGGGCUGUGAGAGGAGGAAGACUGGAGGAAAGCUGUUAGGUGGACUGGGGAGUUUAAAUCAGAUGGCAGUAGUUCUUUGACAGAGAGCAGUUAGGGCAGAAAGCACAGCCUGAGAAUGCUUAGGCUUUUAUUUCUUUAGAAUCUGUCUUUAGUUUUUUAUACAAUCUUAAAACUUUUUAUUAAUAUUUUACUCAUUUUUAACAUUUCUUUAUCCUUAUGUAGUUUUAAAACUCUUAUUAAUUAAUUAUAAGUUAAAACUUCAGUUUUUCUUUUGAUGUUUUAAAAUAUUAGUUAAUAUUUUAGUUAAUAUCUAUUUGUGAUCUUUAAUUCUUGUUGGCCAGGUUUUCUAAUUUCAUUGGGGGGGGGACGUGGGGGUAGGAAUCAAGUAGUCCCUAUUAUAGGAAGCAUAAAAUCAAAUUAUCUAUAGUUAUAUUUAUUUAAUUUUUGAAGCAUUUGUAAGUUGAAUUUGCAUAGUUACCAAACAAAACCAUCUGGGGUACCAAAUGACAACUUUUCAAAUAUUCUAUAAAUUAGACACUAGAGGAGUGUCAAAGAGAUAAAAAUGCUGAAUGCUAGCAAGUUAACAACCAAACAUUCUGAAAACAAAAUUAAACCAAAUGUUCUGAAACCAUAGGCACUGAAAACAAACAGUGGAAUAAACCAAAGGACUGUGGCCCAACCAAGCAAGUCCAAGUCCCCCCAAAACAGCUACCUACCAAUAUCUACUUGAGGAGGUAACACUAAGUGGUUGGGCAUAGUUGGUGCUUUCUAGUAUCUGACACCAAUCCAGGCUACUCUUCUGGUGAAGGGGAUCAUCCUUGGAGCACCAGGGUUAGGUGCCAAAGCAUAUGUACAUGAGCUGGGAAGAUAGGUCAAUGGACAUUGCUUACCCAGCAUGCACGUGUGAGGCCCAGGCCCUAAGUUCAGUUCCCAGAAACAUACCCACACACAAAACAUAACACAGAUCUGACUUCAAAGGGACUUAGAUUUUAUUCUAGAACCAAACAUAAGUGACCAUGACAUAGGAACAGAUUCAGAUUGACCAAAUACUGUAUUCCCACAUGGUAACAGCUUCAUAAAAUUUUUAUAGGUAAGAGAACAUGGGGCUAGAGAGGUGGCUUGAGAGUUAAGAGCACUUUUUGUUCUUGUAGAAGACCCAGCCUUAUUUCCCAGCACCCACAUCAGGCAGCUCCAACCUCCUGUAACUCCAGUUACAGGAUCUUCUUAACUCCUAGCUGAAGGUUUGCAAAAUGUGUUACAAACAUGGGUUCAUCUCCUCAAGCAAUAGGAACUUCUUGGACCAUCUUAUAGAGCUAGAGUUGAGAAAACAACCAGCCAGAUAAUGUGUCACCUUUUAAAAUGUUUAUUUAAAUUGUUUGAAGCUCAUGCCAGUAUACAAAAGAUGCACUGCUGACUGUCAUAUUCCUCUGUUCAUUUCCCCCAGCAUGACCAUGUUUAAAUCUCCUCUGGUCUUGUGAGAUAACUUAGUAUGUAUGUGUUAAACCUGAUGACCUGAGGUUGAUCCUUGGGAUCCAUGGAUGGAAAGAGAGAACCAGCUCCAGCAAGUUGUUCUCUGACCUCUACUCAUGUGCCACGGCCUACACAUACACACUAAGUUUAAUUAAAAAACAAAAACGCUGUCCCUUGCUAUUACUGCCUUUAACUGGCAUAUUGGGAAAGGUGUCCAAGUUUAAACUUGAACACUUAGAUCUCACAUAAAUUCCAUCCUGACCAAACACAGCGCAGUAAAUUCUAAAGUAACUGCUUCCUUCUCCCACACUCACUUCCAUGACUCGGGCCCAGCAGCUCUGUCUGCCCAGGCACAGUGGCAAGAGUUCAUUCACCCCAUGAGCAGUGAAUAAGGUGUGGGCAUUUGAGAAUGGCUCUGCCAUGGGAGAGGUGGCUUGGCCUACUCCCAGGGAACAUCAUUGUGGAGCCACAGCAAGGUGGUCCCCAAGAGGGAGGUGCAGGUCUCUGCCCUUCUGACCCAGGAUUUGGCAGGCAAAUUCAGCCGUGUGCGUGAGGGGUAUGGGGUUAGCUAAUGUUGAGUAGACUGUGUCCUGCACUGUCAGGGCCCAAGGCAGAGUGCCACCCCAGCUGCUUUCCCCGUGGGCCGUUAUGGCUCAUUGCCAUGGAGAUGCACUUGAAACAGCUAAGUGCUGCUGAGGGAUGGCCUUCCAUCUGUCCCAGGCCCUGUUCACUGGGAGCCCACCAAACUCAACUUGAGGACAAGUCUUUUGGGGGCACUGAGUGAACCUUACCUGUUUUUGUAACGGUUGUAUGUGGCCAAUGCUACAACGGUUAGUCUACGUUGCCACCCCCAUAAUGGCCUGCUCUCCACAGCUACACUACUUGUAGGCAAAGGUCAGCUCCUCAUCUUCCCAAUCGUAAGUACAGCAUUUCCUUGGCAACCUCUAGAUCCUUGGCUUGUGGCCACAGGACAUCGUCCUAGUCGGCGUUCUGUUGCCGUGAAGAGACACCAUGACAGCGGCAACUAUUCUAAAAGGAAAGCAUUUAAUUGGGGCUGACGUACAUUUUCACAGACUUAGUCCAUCAUCCUCAUAGAGUGAAGCCUGGCAACAAGCAGGCAGACAUGGUGAUGAGAGUUCUACAUCUGCAACCAAAGGCAGGAGGAGGAGAAAGCCACUGGGCCUGGCUUGGGCUUUUGAAACUUUAAAGCCCACCCCCGGUGACACACUUCCUCCAAGGACACACCUCCUAAUCUUUAAAUAUUGCCCGUCCUUGAUGACUAAGCAUUCAGUGUAUAAGCCUAUGGGAGCCAUUCUUACUCAAACCGCCACAAGCACAUUAACCACACCAACAAGAAGGGGGAAGGGCUAUCUGGGAGCUGGUGCUUUCUGAUGGGAGCUCGCCCUUCCCUUCGUUCCUGAGUGCUCCAGGGAAAGGGAAAGUAGGAGGGGAUGGAAGGCAGGAAUAGAUUCCAUGAUGAAUCUUGGUAAGGAAAAAAGUUUGACAGUGUUUUGUACAUCUUGAACUUAAAGGUUUGUGUGUUUAGUCUUUGUGGGGAAGUAUGUGUAAGAGCCACAGUUAACCUGUAAGCCCCACUUGCCCAAGGACAGAUAACUUCCUGGGAUGUUAAGGGCUAUACUUCCUGGGAAAUAACAAGCCACAUGUUUUCACUUCUCUAAACAAGGUUGUUUGCACCAGAUGUGCUUGCUCACCAGAUGUGAGCAGGUAUAGGUCAGGAUACGUGUUUGCCCCUGAUCAGGUUGAUGGCAAAUGUACUGUGGACUUUGACUUUAAAGCUUCCGCAUAAUGUGUCUUGUGCCUGUUUACUGGGAACCCAGGAGUGGACCUGGCCUGAGUCCAUCUUCUUGACUAGUAUUUAAUUAAUGCUAGCUUUAAUUAAUUCAGCUCAAAAUUGUGGAACUGAUUUUUUUUCUCUAACGAAUCCCAGGAUUAAUAUAUUCCAUGUGUAGGGGGCAUGUGGGGGUGACUCAAAGGCCAGAAGAGGGCAUUGCUGGAGUUACAGGCUGUUGAGAGUAGCCCUAUGUUGGUCCUGGAACUGCUAGGUCCUCUGGAAGAACAGCAAGCACUCUUAACUGCUAUGCCAUUUCUACAGCCCCUGAGUUAAAAUUCUUAAGAUAAUUCGUAUGUGUAUACAGUAUAUUUGUAUUCCUGGCCAGUGCUUGCGAAAUGUGUUACAAGCAUAGAUCAGAGUCUAGAGGGACCCCACUGGGAUUUCCAGAUUCUCUGUUUGAACAAGGAAUUGCACCUGGGAUACACAGUUGGUGAUUACAAAUAGAGGCCUUUCAUUAAAAGAAUGAUACUUCUCCGAAUAGAAGUGCUUCCUGAUCCUGAGAACAGAAAAAUGUCCAAGGUUCGGUCCUCUGUAGGAGAUUUACAAUGCCUCUGCCUUCUCUGGCAGUAGGAGGGCACAGGGCUUUUUUACAUACUGUUUUGUUAUGUGUAGCCUGUAGUUGGAAGGAUUUCUAGUCUUCCUUUGCUAUUGAUUUUUAUCAUGCAACCAUCCAUGCCUUAUUCUCCUUCCUCUCUUAGAAGGGAAUAAAGCCAAAGAGUUCCAAAGCAGUCUGUGAAACUAUUUUGCAUUACAAUUCUGAUGUCUGACUAUACGUCCUUGCAGCUGACAGGAGGGACCACUUCUGAAGAAUGCAUUUAUUUCAUAUCACUUUAUUUCUGUACUGUUCAGCCGAGUAUUAUUCUGCAUAAAAUAUGUGUAAUAAGAAAGGGGCACAUCCUUUGUGACAAAGUUAUUAAAUUUCUAAGACUCAGGUUCUGUAGCAUCAAAGUCAGGUUAAGUAUAGAGCAGCAUGCCCUAAGGCUGUAGGCUCUUAGAGCAGGUUUUGAAAGUUCUCAGCACCACCACUAGCCCUGGCUGGAAUAACUUUUCCAGCACCUCAUUGGAGACACCCCUAGAGGGCAGCAUUGCAACCACUUCUUCAAAGACUUCACUUGUUAAAAGGACAGACAUGAAAACCAAAGCCAGCCUCUUUCAGUUUCCAAGUUAGGCCUCACAUAGUCCCCUGGGUGGAGAUGAGCCCAUUGCUAAUUCACAUUUACUCCAGUGUCUGUUUGUCUUUGCGGUUCCAUAUGGACAUUACAAGGUUUGGACAUCAUUACUCUCCCUUCCCUUCCUUUGACUUCCUCUUAACCAGAGUGUUAAAUACCUGGUGAGCAAGCCACAGUUUGUCUGUGUCUUACCAAGGUAAGCAUGGGUAUUAUGUGACUAUAAGAGGCAUCUUCCCAUACAUGGAAAUAUCCCGUGUUGCCAUUUUCACCCUAGAAAACAGAAAUCAAUUGUACUUUAAUUUUUUUAAGAAAGACAAACUGAAUGAAGGGUACGGGUGAGCACCAUCAUUAGUCACUUUACUGCAAACCCCUUGGUGCCGUCAUGAAAUGUCCCCACCAGAGGAUGUAAUCCUUUCUUUCCCCUGUGGUAUCCUGGAGAUCACAGAUAAGCAUGUGCUUAACAAUCUACAGAUGAAAGACUGCUACCAAGUCUAACAGAAGUAGAUCAGAUGUCAUAGUUUACCUUAGUCAAAAUGCCAGGGCAGUCUGUGCGAGGAAGAUAUCUAUCCAGGACCUCAAAACUAGGUUCUCAGCAUAGAGAUUGAUUUGCCCUAAAGGGACAGAGGACAGGAGAUGAGAGACAAAGAGGGGAGAUAGAAAAUGAGGGAGACCGGGAAGGGGACAAAAGAAAGGGGGCAGGGAUAUUUGUCCCAGGAUAGGACAAAGGACUGCCUCUGGAUAGAGAGGAGAGAGAUGUGGCACAUCAGAAAAUAGCUGUUUAUAAAUGCACAAGGGGGAAUCUUGUAUUAGCAUGAGGUGUUUCAUUUUAAUUGGGCAUAUUAAUUAGGUGAACCAAAGGGGCUUUUGAUUGCUGGGUUUCAAUACUUUAAUAGCUGGACCUUGGUGAUCAGUCUCAGGAGGAGGAAGUGGCCAAAUAAGGGAAUAGACAGAAAAGUAAUGUAAUGGUUUUCAGCAAGGCAGACAGGGUGGGGAGAAGGGCAAUGUUCCCAGAGCCAUGCUUACCAUGGCCAUGCUGGAACUGGCCAAAGUUCCUUCAUCUUGGGUUUUCUUUAUACGGGAACUUAGAAGAGGUCAAAGAAAGUGGGAGACCAAAACCUUCAGUACCUAGUACACAAAUAUUUCUAGAUACCUAUACUAUAAUACCAACAUCUGAAAUUGGCCAGCAUCCCCCUAACUGUUGUAAUCAUUUGUCUUGGGUUUUGUUCUGAAUUCUUUGACUUCGUAUUGUCUGUUCUUGAAAGUGAUUAUUUGUUAAAUCUGCCAGUUUUAACUCCCAACUCCACCCCACAUUUUCGUGAUGUUUUUUCCCUGUUGCUGCUCAGUUGGGAGAGUGCUUGCCUAUCUUACAAGAAGCCCUGAAUCCCUCUCCCAGCACCCCAUAAAACCUGAUGUGGUAAUUCGUGCUCUAGUCCUAGUACUCAGUAGAUAGAGAAGCGUCAGAAGCUCAAGGACAUCUUCAACUACAUAGUAAGUUUGCAGCCAGCCCAGGCUAUGUGAGAUCCUGUCUGACAAAUCAGAGACAGGAGGGAGUGCCAGCUGAUAAUUCCCAGUGAUAGCUCUCAGUAUCUCAGGUUGUUCCUUUAAGAAAGGGGAAAGGAUAUCUAUUGUAAAUUAUUAUUUUAUUUGCUUGUUUAUUUGGCUUUUUGUACAUGUCUGUUUGACCCACACUGGCUUCAAACCCGUGAUCCUCCUCACCUUGACUCCCAAGUAACUGGAUUAUAGAUGCCCACCAUUGCCCACCAUUGCCUAGCUCUUUCCUUUUAGACCUCUGAUUGUAGAUGCACAUGGGUGGGCUGUUGGUGUUGCAGAAGUCCGAGCAUGCUUCUAGACAUUCCCAAUUCCAACAGUCACCGCAGUCAGCUUUGUAAGGACAGUGUUUAUCUUCAAGUUCAAACUAAAGGCUCUGGGCAGGGAUCAUAAGCAUCAGCUUUGCAAUCUUGAGACUGUUGAAAAAAUGUGGAAACAGUAGAGACGGCACCUUUCACCAAGGUGUACCCCAAGAAGAAACAGAUCCCAGCUGUUCAGAGUACAAGCUAAGCAGAGCCUGACUCUCAUCCCAGUGCUGUGCCCUGAAGUUUUUUGUGACUUACACCUCUAGAACUAUAAGCCUAUUUCACUCUUUAUUCUGUAAGUGGCCUUGCUCACAGUGUUUCUUCACAGCAAUAGGAAAGUAACCAGUACAGGAUAGUUAUGUGUGUGUGUCAGGUUGACAGGGGCUCAGCUAUACAGGUUGUUUCUUGUCAACCUGACACACACCUCCACGUAUUUGGGAAGAAGGAUUCUUGACUGAGAAAAUGCUCCAUCUGGUGUGUAGAUAAGUCUGUGGAGUAUCGUCUUGCCUAAUGAUUGGUGUGGGAGAGCCCACAUACGCUGGGUAGUAUCACCCCUGUGUAGGUGACUGAGUGAGCAGUGGAAAGCCAGCCAGUCGGCAGUACUCCCCUAUGCCUUCCACUUCAGUCCUGCCUCCAGAUUCCUACCUUAAAUUCCUGCCCUGGUUUAUCAAUAGAGUGUCACCUGAAAGUUUGUAAGCUGGAAUAAACACCACCACCACCACCAAGUUGCCUUUGGUCACAAUGUUUUAUCAUGGUAAUAAAAUCUCUAAGACAGGUGUUGGGGAUUUAGCUCAACGGUAGAGCGCUUGCCUAGCAAGCUCGAGGCCCGCACUGGGUUCGGUCCCCAGCUUCGGGGGGGGGGGGGGGGGGGGGAAGGGAAGGGGCUGGGGAUUUAGCUCAGUGGUAGAGCGCUUACCUAGGAAGCGCAAGGCCCUGGGUUCGGUCCCCAGCUCCGGAAAAAAAAAGAACCAAAAAAAAAAAAAAAAGAACGAAAAAAAAGGGAAAAAACAAAACAAAACUCUAAGACAGAGUUUCUUACCAGUAGCCCAGAAUGACCUCAAUCUCUAGAUUGUUCUGCCUUACUCCCAAAUAAUCAUAGUCAUGGACCCCCAUGCCCAGCAUGGUGCAACAGUGAAAAAGAGAUCUGAAGUUCAGCUGAAAUCUCAGCUAAAGGCAUAAAGUCGAGAAACACAGAUAAUGAUGGUAAUAAAAUAACUCACAGAAGAGAUUUCUGGGUGAGUCCUGGAAACUGAGUCACCUCAAGAUGUGGGGAAGGAUGAUGAAGGAUAAGGGACCUUGUCAGAACAAGGCCAAAAGAAUCAUGCAUGGUGAACAAUGCCUUGGGGAACUGUGAAAGAGGCUCCAGGAAAAAGGCCAAGGGCCUUUUACCUCAAGUGCAUUUUGUUCCCUGGAUUGUUCUUGGAUGCAAUUUCAUGCCUCCUGUGACAAAUAUUUGCAUUCAAUUUAUAAAAUGUUUAUUCUCGUUGGAUGUCAGAUCGUAGCUAUAGAGCCCAAUCUGGUGAGAGGGCUUGCUGAGUGCCACGUCUGUCUGCUCUCUAUCCAGAGGCAGUCCUUUGUCCCACUCCAGGACAAAUACCCCUCCCCCUCUCCCAUGCCCCUUUCCUCCUCCUUUGUUCCCUUCCCUAUCUCCCUCUACUCUGUCCCCUUUCUUUGUCCCUUAACCCUGCCCUCUGUCCCUGUGGGGCAAAUAAGUCUCCUUAGUGCUGAGAACUUGGUCUUGUCAGCCCUGAGCCAAUACUUUAGCUUUCAGUGUUCUCCCUGCACCCUGCACCCUGAAUCUGGAUAUAACCUUCUGCUUGCUCUCUCAGACAUCAUCUAUAGUACGUGCCUGUGUUUAUAUUGGUCUGUCUUGAGAAAGUUUUGGGAAAGGGUUGCUCUGUUAAUUUUUAGUAUGUGUGUACUGGUGUUUAUUUACAUGUUUUUCUGGUCAUGGUUUUUCUGAACUCAACCAGAGUUCCUUGGAUCACUGCUUUCUUUGUUACAUUCGUGUCUAAAAGCACACUGACCCUGAGGUAAGGUUGUCUACAGCAUUAGAUCAUAGUUGGUCCCGUUCUUUCAGGUUCUCAGAUCCCAGGUCCCAAAGACACAGAUCGAACAGACCCUCAACCUACCCACAGAGAUGCCGGCCAUGUCAAAGAAAGCCUGGAGAGGCCCACUGGCUGAGUAGGAUAUGGCUGUCAACAGAGCUAGCUACAGGAUUGGCAUAAGCAGGUUAGCACAGCUGGGCAUUAAUUUUGUCAGGUCAUCCUCUGCCAGAUACAUCAUUUCCUUGCUGUGUAUGUGAAAACCUGGGGUAGGAUCCUGGUCCUCCCCUGAAGAGCUAUGUAAUUGUGGCCAAGCCACUUAACUAAUAUUUAGAUUCUAUGGCUGUUAAAUGUAGGGUUGGCACUCUGUAGCAUAAACCCAGUAGUGGCUUCUAAACAACAUCCUCAUCAUAAGAUUGCCUGGCCCGGGACUGUUGAGUACCUCAUAAUUGCUGGGCAGACACAAAGAGUCAGCCUCUCUCCCAGUUCCCUCUCACUGAUCUGAGGCCCAAAACAAACAGCAAGGGCUGGUCUGUGCCCACAAAACCUGUUUGUAUUAGAAGAAGUGACAAGUAAGGCUCUUAAUCCUCUCCGGCCUUUCACACUAAGGUGUGGCAGAAUAGACAACAGACCAAGCCUUUUACACCACCUGCUAUAAAGGAAAAGACUACGAAAGAAUUGAAAUUGCUUUAAUAACCCUUCUGAACAGCACAUAUGUGCUCAAAGCUGGGCUUUCCCACACCGUUACCUAUAUCAGUUCUGACCCUCCAGAAACUUCUUAGAGAGGUCGUAACUGUUCGUCUUAAAGCCUUCUUUGUAUUCUAGUAACCUCACCCCCAGGAAUCCUUCUCCCUCCUCAACUUACUCUCAAAUUUCACAGAAGACAUUUUCUGUUAAGAGUUUUCUGGGGGCUUACAGAAAAUGGGUUCAAAUCCAGUCAGCUACCCAGCUAUGGCCUCAAAAAUGAUGGACCCAGUCCAGGAGUCCCCUGGAGACUGGUCCUGCUCAGUCCCUUCAGAACUUCACCCUUUCAUGAAGUUUCUAGUAAGUCUUCAGUCUUCCCUAACCUAGACACAGCUCAUUAGAAACCUUUGCUCUGCCCCUCCCUCCUCAGUCUGCCUCCCUGAGCUCCCCCGGCUCCCACCCCUCACUCAUCUCAUGCAGACCCUCACAGACCCUCUAGGUAAGAAGAACUAGGAGUCUGAGAAAGGAACGUUCCCAUUGACCCUCCAGUAAGCCACCAAGCCAUGGAGAUGCCCACCCCUCUACUCUGAGAGCCCCUACCUAUUUAGGCCUCAGAAUUAGGCACUGUCCCCUUCCCCUGGGACUUGGAUUAUCUCCUGUCAACCUUGCUUCCAGUGUAGGCUGUGACAGCAGAUUCACGAAGGACUUGUGAAAAAUUCAAAGAAUGAAGUGUAAGUACAAAUAAGACAUGUAAGGCUCUUCUCCCCAGCUCUCAACUGUCUUUCUAUCUUCAGGCCUAGUAAUUCCCCUCCAUCCGUGGUAUAGUUAGAGCGCCUCAUAGGCAUGUUCCCCUGCCCAGUACUGCCGACCCCACCUUGUCUGCUGUGGGAAGCCAUUACCAUCUUCAGACCUCAGUGUGAUCAGUUCUGUAUCACCAUGAAUUUUUGGAACUCUGUCCCUUUCAUCUGGGAUGCUCUUAUGACACCCUGAGGCCACUAUGCCAUGCAGUUCAGCUGGGCCAGCCCUUGGCUUACCACUCACGGAAUGAUGGCCACCAGAAGAAGCUAGUGGGUCUAACAGAAGAACCUUGAAUCAAACCACAGAAUAUUGCAAAAUUCUGACUGUGGCCAUCUGCAUUAGGCUCUCCACCUGACGAAAAGCAUGUGAAGUCUUCUGGGCUCACUCCGGUGCCCUUCCUCUAGCUUCCUUUGCCAUGCCCUAUGAUCUUAUUUUCAUUUUGCAGAUGGUUUCCAUCUCCCAAGACAUGCUGAGUUCCUUGAGGGCUAGGAUUACGUCUAAUUCAUAUCUGUCCUGAGUACUUUCAGUAGUACUGAAGACUCUUUACCACUUGCCAAAUUCAGAGUACUCAGGGCUGGGAGAAACUUUAAUCAAGUUAAAAUUAGAGGCAGGGGGAGGGGAAGCCCAGUAGUGUAGCACAUAUUUGGUAUGCACAGGGCCCUAGGUUCCAGUACCACUACUCUCAAAAUCAGUAUACUUUAAUGUCAUUUUUAUGCAUGUGUAUAUGUGCAGGUAGGUAUGUGUGCAGACCAGAGGUCAAAAUCAAAUGUCUUUCUCCCUCACUUUCCCCAUUAAUUUCUUUUUUUUUUCUUUUUUUUUUUUUUUUUUUUGGUUCUUUUUUUCGGAGGUGGGGACCGAACCCAGGGCCUUGCGCUUCCUAGGCAAGCGCUCUACCACUGAGCUAAAUCCCCAACCCCUCCCCAUUAAUUUUUGAGACAGGGUCUCUCACCAUUAUUAACCUGGAUCUGCUCAGCAAGGCCCCAAUUUCUCUUGUUUCUGUCUCUCCAGAGCUGGGGUUACAGGUAUGCACCACUGUGCCUGGCAUUCUACAGGUUCUAGAGGUCAAAACUCAGGCCUUCAUGUUUACAUAACAAGCACUUCACUGAGCGAGUUCCCAAGCUUUAUAUGCACCUUAUAAAGACUUUAAAGAACAGUCUGUGUCACCAGCAGCUCCUACAACCAGAGUGGUUCUAAUCUAGCAGAGACUUCCAAUUGUGACAGAAAGCAUUAAGAUGACUUAUCCAUCCUAUCAGCAAAGCCGGGAGCAGUCAAAGAAUGGUCUCCCAGAGGAGGCAACAUCCAAGCUUGAUCUGCAAAUGCAAGUGGUUGCACAGACUGAAAAAGCUUAUGGCUAUAUUCACCCUACCCCUGAGGAGGAGGAGUGAUGGCCUGGAUUGGUCAAAUGCAAGAAUACUAAACUAAGCUACUGUUGAAGGGGUGGAACCCAGUGUGUAGCAAGGGUUGUCCUGAUCUAGGAUGGCACAGGCCUGAUUCUCCUCUCGCAAAGACACCAGCCCCCCAGAUGGCUUUGCCCUGCAGUCGCAGGUCCAAGACUCCCAAGACACUGGCUUUCCUUCUAGUGGGUAUGACUUUCGUGGUGCUGAACCAGUGGCUCCUCCAGGAGCCCAUGCGGGAGAAAGCCAACGGUUCCGUGGUCACUCCCUGGUCUUCUGAAGCUGCUGUGCUGCGUUUGCCGCUCCUCCCGGCGCCCCCCUGCGCGGCCAACGUCUCUGUGGACCUCCUGGAUGGCUUCCAGGAGUUGCCCGCUAGGAUCCAAGAUUUCCUGCGCUACCGCCACUGCCGCCGCUUCCCGCAGCUGUGGGACGCGCCACACAAAUGCGUGGGGCCCCGCGGCGUCUUCCUGUUGCUGGCAGUGAAGUCGUCGCCUGCCCACUACGAGCGGCGCGAGCUGAUCCGGCGCACAUGGGGCCAGGAGCGCAGCUACAGCGGCCAGCAGGUGCGUCGCCUCUUCCUGGUGGGGACCUCCUCUCCGGAGGAGGCGGCCCGCGAGCCUCAGCUGGCCGAUCUGCUGAGCCUGGAGGCGCGCGAGCACGGCGACGUGCUGCAGUGGGACUUCAAGGACACCUUCCUCAACCUCACACUCAAGCACCUGCACCUGCUCGACUGGACAGAGGAGCACUGCCCGGGAAUGAGCUUCCUGCUCAGCUGCGACGACGACGUCUUCGUGCACACGGCCAACGUGCUGCGCUUCCUGGAGGUGCAGUCGCCCGAGCGCCACCUCUUCACCGGGCAGCUUAUGGCUGGUUCUGUGCCCAUCCGCGAAAGCUGGAGCAAGUACUUCGUGCCCCGACAGCUCUUCCCAGGCACAGCCUACCCUGUGUACUGCAGCGGCGGCGGCUUCCUUAUGUCCCGCCGCACAGCCCAGGACCUGCGCAGAGCCUCACACCAUGUCCCGCUUUUCCCCAUCGACGACGCCUACAUGGGCAUGUGUCUGCAGCAGGCCGGCCUGGCACCCAGCAACCACGAAGGCAUCCGGCCCUUCGGCGUGCAGCUGCCCGGUACGAAACGCUCAUCCUUUGACCCCUGCAUGUACCGCGAGCUGCUGCUGGUGCACCGCUUCGCGCCUUAUGAGAUGCUGCUCAUGUGGAAGGCGCUGCACGACCCGGCGCUGCAGUGUAGCCACAGACAGGAUGCAGGGUCUCCCGAGGCCAGAGGGGAAAUGAUCUCCGAUGCACACUGAUGUCACCCAGAGGACAGAUCUGGAAAACAGUAUAUCCUAGUGUACCUAGGUCCUAGCCUCAUCUUCAGGGGUUCUGGUCCUAUUGGGCAGGGGUGGCUUCAGACGUGUAGGUGGUAUUUUUCUUGUUUUAAGUCGACUCCAAGAUCUCUGGGCUGGGAAUAUCUAUCUGUUCCUCCUCACACACCAGUCUUCCAGGGCAUCUGUCUUCUGUCCUCCAUUCGUGCCCUCGUGGGCAGCAAGAGAGGCAUGGUGGCCAAGAUCAAUGUCAGCUGUCAAAAGAAGCGCAAUUAUAAAUGGUCAUCUCCACUGUUUGCUCCACUAAUGAGUAGAGCUCCCAGACGUCAGUUUACACUCAGAAUAAAGGGGUGUCUGGCAGCCUCGCUUCCGCCAUGUUCCAGGACUCUGGUGAGGCCAGUAAAAAGCAAAGGCCCUUACGGGCAGUAGCUACACUUGCCUCUCCAAUGCUUUAGGAAGUGCAUGCUUGAGUGGGCAGUGGCCACCUGUCCCAAUGGUGUGGAGUAUGUCUGUGAGAAUAUUGUAUUAGUUUCCUGUUGCUGCUAUAACAAAUUCUCAUUAACUUUCGAAGCCUAGGAAUAAGCCCACUUGGCCUGUAGUUCUCUGACAACACAGGUCUCACUAGGCUAGCAUCAAGGUGUUGUCUCACUAGGCUAAGGCAAGGUGUUGGUAAAAUUGCUUUCUUUCCUAAGUAUUCCACAGGGGAGAGCUCUCCGCUCCCAUUCCCUAGCUUCUAGAGGGAGAGAGGGGUCCUUUACCUUCAAAACCAGCAACGCUACCUUUCCCUACAGCCACAUUUCUUGCUGAUUCUUCUCCUCCAUCCACACCUCCUUCCCUGGAACUAAACCCUGGGUCCACUUGUUAGCCCAGGCUUCGCUUACCAUCUGUUUGUUUGCUCAAGCUGCUCUGAAACUUGUUGGGGAGAUAAGCAUGGUUUUGAAUUCCGGAACCUCCUGCCUUUACCUCCCAAAGGGUGGACUGCAGGUUUGUCUUCACGCCCAGCUAUUAUCUUCAUGUUGUAAAGCGAGAUCACUAGGUCUAUUAUAGCUCAUCACGUCGUUUAAAUGUAACCUAGUUUAGAUGGGGGCAUGGACAUCCUUGGAGGACCAUUAGUGCUGUCUCCCAUGGUGCCACACACACAUAUGUGUGGGAUAAACAACAAUAAAUGGAGGAAAUGAACUCGC
Molecule: messenger RNA, 14113 nt
Organism: Rattus norvegicus (Norway rat)
Lineage: Eukaryota; Metazoa; Chordata; Mammalia; Rodentia; Muridae
Source: RefSeq, a predicted model, not a curated record